Penicillium bovifimosum is the source of this 2706-nucleotide messenger RNA. Its product is annotated as PHD finger domain-containing protein. Gene Ontology annotation, biological process: regulation of transcription by RNA polymerase II. The record is from RefSeq and is a predicted model, not a curated record. NCBI's taxonomy places the organism in Eukaryota, Fungi, Ascomycota, Eurotiomycetes, Eurotiales, Aspergillaceae. Bases 1 to 2706 code for a protein of 901 amino acids. The transcript is spliced from 4 exons. Gene Ontology annotation, cellular component: Rpd3S complex.
AUGAUGGAGACUAUCCGCCGAGCCUCAAAGCGCCUUCUCGAGAAACCAACCUCUCGCCUGGUCCCUCGUCUUUACUAUGUCUGUCCUGUGACAUUUGUGAUGUGGAGACCUAAGUUGAGCCUGAAAAGUUGGGGCAUCGGAGCGCAUGGCACUAACCCUAACAGAUCUGUUGCGCCUGCCCCGUCCGGAGAGGUCUCUUCUCAACCUGCGGCUUCACGGAAGCUUAAGAAGAAGGCCCGGCCAGAACCAAAACCUCGGCCUCAGACUGAGCAGAUAAUGAGACCGCUGGGGGAAUACCCAUCGGUCGCCGAAUACAAGGCUGCUGGCGUGAGACCGCUCUCCGCUGAACAAAUUGCACAGCGCGUCGCAGCCGCUACCGCCCACAUCCCGCGCCCCGUUCAAGAUGGGCGCCUGAGCGGUGUUGAGAACUCCGUCGCCGUCGAGCUCUAUGAUGAGGAACUUGCCAAAGAAGCAGCAGUUACCUCGAUCUCUAAGUAUGUCGUAUCCCCCGCUGAUGCGACCAAUCGCAACACCCCAAUCCCGGACGCCGAGGGCCUCCGAGUCACCCCUGUUGAGCCGGUUCCCUUUGCAAGUGCAGAGGAUAACGAGUAUGUCGCCGUGCUAAAGUCAAUCCCACUUCCACCGUCCGACAAAUAUGAUCUCCUCAAACUCCGAGCGGCCAUGGAGGUCGCCAUCGUCCACGCCCUCGAGAGUGGCAAUGAGCGAUCAGCUCAGAGUCUGCUGUACCUUUGGUCCAAUGCAGGAGAUGAUGAAUUCAAGAUGUCUCUGAUUGCCAGCAUCUCCGAUGGCAGUGCUGACAAUCUACUGCGACUUGCUCUCAUGGCACUGCUCAAGAACGAUUACAAUGAUGCCCGUCAGUGGUACCUGAACUACGUCCCGCCUGAUUCAGAUGAUCCUGUCUCUGGAAAGGAGACCGGCCAGCCUACUGCUGAUACUAUUAACGCGGUGGACACCUUCAAGGUCUCUGACAUCUAUCGUGAUACAAGCGGUCCUCGACUUCGGGAGGCAUUUAUGAGCGGAAAGUCGAACACGGCCCCGCUCAAGAGGCCCAAGAAGCCUGUCCGUUCUGAGGAGAACGCGUACAGACGCAAACGCAAGUGGGAGUCAGAUCCCAAUCACGACGCAAAAAUGGUACAGAAGCGUGCCCGUUUGCUACAGCUGUCGAAGAUUGACAUCAUUCCCACCAGCGCAGUUCGUGAUGAGAUCGGUCCGCCAGAUGCUAUUCACCACCUUUACACAAUUAACAACGCUGACCCAAUUACCACUGACCCAAUUACCGCUGACCCAAUUGAUCGGUUGCGUUCCCUCCCUGUUUUUACUAGGUCCAUUCUUGACCUUCCCCUCGUCAGGGCUUCAGAACCUCCGGAGUCAGUUGUUUCUGACCGGCACCAGAACGAGCUGGCUGAGCGCUCACGCUCGCUCUCUAUUGACACGACCCUCUCGGAUGUGUCGUCGACGUCCAACUCUGUUUACUCUGUCCGUUUCAACAAUUGGUCUGGACCACACCCAGCCCGGCAGAUGCCAAAUUCCAUCGAGCCGCCAGACAACAGUGACGAGUGCAGCAAGUGUGGCGACGGAGGGGAUCUUCUGUGCUGUGAUACAUGUCCCAAUUCGUACCAUUACGAAUGCUUGGAUCCUCCCCUGGAUCCCAAGGAUCCCCCGAAAGGUGAUUGGCACUGCCCUAAGUGCUCUGUCCGCAACAGUUUCUCGACGCUGAUCGCGCGAGCUGGCUACUACAAGAAAACGGAGUACCGGGUUCCUGAGCCUAUUAAGGAGCAUUUUGAAGGAGUGGGUGAGAUGAUCAUCUCCGAUGAAGAUGGUUACGCUCGCAAUCCGACAAAUUUCAGUUUCUAUAAAUUGAAGCCCCACAUCGAGCGACUAACUAAGGUCCCGGGGCCAGCCAAGGAAGGGGGUCACACUCUCGUGUCAUAUGACCAUCCUCACCAUCUCCGAGAAUUCGAUGACAACGGCCAACUAAUCCGUUGCACGAAGUGUGCCGGCACGAUAUACGGUGGCCGGCCCAUCGUGCAAUGCGAUUAUUGUACGUGCUAUUGGCACCUUGAUUGCCUCACUCCGCCGCGAGCGGCUCCACCCAAUCCCUGGAAAGGGUGGAUGUGCCCAAAUCAUGUCACCACCGCGGACGAGAGUCUGUUCGACGAUGCCUGGGGGGGGAAGAGGGGACGCGUGCCUGCAGAUGACGUGGUCCUCGAAUUUAUUCGAAAGGUCAAGCAAGACCACGCCGAACGGCGUGGUCUCGAGGAACAAAGGCAGAUCGAGUGGAAGUGCCUGGACUUGACCAGGCAGAUGAUCGCCGAGUUCUGUUCGACCUCGGGCAAUGCCUACCCUGCCUCGGGUCCCCGUGAGGCCUUAACUGACAAGAUUUUAAGCGCUGUCCGGGCCCUGGUCGCCGGGAGCCGAGAGAUCAACGCAGCGAUCGCGCUGCUUUCCCUGGUCGGUGGCCAAGCCUCUUCCGUCGGCGAAAGCCACAUCGCCGACGCUGCUGAAGUCAGUGACCCCUCUGCUCCCGUUCCCAUCCCCUCAUCUAGCCCUAUUUCGGUUUCUUCUGAGGAACACUCCGAGACAGAGGUCUCCCCUCGCAUCCCUGCGUCGAGUCGCAAGCGCUCACGUUCAGACGACCAGGCUACGGAGGAGCCGGCGCAAAAGCGCCAAUUCACCAAGAAGUGA